AUGACUUCUCAAGAGAAGAUAGAAGAGUAUCCUUUUGUGGAUAUAUUUAAUGAAGAUGAAGCUGAAAAACACUUUAUGUUGUCUAAACCUGUUUGCUUUGUUGUAUUUGGGAAACCAGGCACUGGGAAGACAACGUUAGCUCGUCACAUAGCACAAGAAUGGAAAUGUAUUUCUGUAGAAGCUUUAACAAUUUUAGAAGAACAGAUUGCCAGUGAAACCGAAGUAGGAGUUAUGAUUCAAUCAAUGCUGGUCAGUGGUCAAAGCAUUCCAGAUGAACUUGUCACAAAGCUAAUGUUGGAGAAGCUCAACUCCCCACAAGUCUCUCACUUUGGUUAUAUUAUCACUGAAAUACCAUCACUUUCACAGGAGACUAUGACUACUUCACAGCAAAUAGACAUAAUUAAAAAUUUAGGUUUGAAACCUGAUAUUAUAAUCAAUAUUAAGUGCCCUGACUAUGAUUUAUGCCAAAAAGUUUCUGGGCAAAGGCAGCACAGUAUUACAGGGUACAUAUAUUCAAGAGAUCAGUGGGAUCCAGAAAUCAUAACAAAUCGAAGGAAAAAAAAGAAAGAAACUCAAAAAGAAGUAAGAAUAGAAGAGGAAGGGGAAGAGGAAGAAGAACAAGAAGAAGAGGAGAUAUUUAUUGCUGAAAUGCAGAUGAUGGCUGAAAUUCUUCAACAUUUAGUUCAAAGGCCUGAGGAUUUUUUGGAAAAUAUUGAGCACACUGUUAAACUUUAUAAGGAGAUGAUUCUUCAAGCUUUAGAAGAAGUAAUGGCUGAACACAACCCCCGUUAUUUCAUUGAGCUAGAUGGAAAUAAGCCCCCAGAGGAGCUCUUAAUGGUAAUUAUAGAUCGACUUAAAUUUCUGAACCUAAGAAAAGCAGCUGUUAUAACUAAACUUCAGAGUGCUGAGGAAGAAAUGAAUGAUGCAUUGGACAAUGAUGAACUGUUUCGUACCCUUGCAUCUUAUAAACUUAUUGCACCAAGAUACAGAUGGCAGAGAAGCAGAUGGGGACGAACAUGUCCUGUGUCUUUAAAGGAAGGUAACAUUUAUCCAGGAGUGGCGGACUUUUCCGUCAGUUUUCUAGGUAAAAUAUACUGUCUGUCCUCGGAAGAAACACUAAAAUCAUUUCUGUUGAAUCCACGUCCCUAUCUUCUUCCGCCUAUGCCAGCACCACCAUUUAAACUAUUCAUAUUCGGACCUCCGUCUUCAGGGAAAACCACACUUUGCAGUUUGCUUGCAGAACAUUACAAAGGAAAGGUAAUUGACUAUGCCAAACUUGUUCAACCACGUUUUGAUAAAGCCCUUGAAACGUUAAUACAAAAUACUAUAUCUGCGGCCACUGAAGCAGCUAUUAAGGCUGUGAAAGAACGGCAUCUCAUAGAAGUAGAAGCUAAAAGACAAGCUUUAAGCGAACUUAAAAUGAAGGAAUAUGGAAAGCUCUCAUCUGAUAAAAGCUUAGAAGAGGUGCCCUCUUCAUUUGAGGAAGAUGCCUUUACCCAUGAAUCCCAGAUUGAAAGCUCGUUAGAGGACAAUGAAGAAGCCAAAAUGAAGUCAGAUCACAGUGAUCAAGCUGCUACAACUGAAGACUCCAUAGAAGAGAUAACUGCAAAUCAUCCAGACGUUCUUUCUAUAAUAAAGGAGACUGUGAAAAUGACAAAGGAUAUGAACUUUGAACAGCCAUAUGAAAAACAUGCUGAAAUCUUAGAGGACAUCCUGGAAGAGGUCACUGAAGAAAACAAGAACAGGUUUUCUGGGGCCCCAAAAUAUGGAGGAUGGGUACUGGACAACUGCCCUAUUACUAAAGAACUGUGGACAGUCUUAGUUGAGAAAGGACUUACACCAGAUUUAGUAAUCUGUUUGUCAGAUACAGAAAACAAUGGAAAAUAUUUACUCAAUAGGCUGUAUUUAGAGAAUAAAUCUGAAAUUGACUCUAAGAUAUUAGAAAGAUUAUUAGAUGAUCUACAAAAGAAAAAGACAGAGGAAGAAGCAGCAAGAAAAGCCAAAGAAGAGGCAUUGAGAAUAGAAGAAGAACAUCAAAGGCUAUUGGAAGCUAUGGAUGAGAAAUUGAAAGAAGUGGAAGAAGCUGAGCUUGAGGCUUUUGAGGAGAUUGAAGGUGAGGAGACUGAUAUUCCUGAAGGGCCUGAGGCCCUUGAAGUAACCGAGGAGACCAGCGAGUUCUUACCUGAGGAGCCUGAAGUGUCCGAGGUUCCUGAAACAGAACCUGAAUCAGCAUAUGAUCCUACUGAGGAAACUACAGUUGGGACAGAAAUUCCAAAAGAAUCCAAAGAGGGCCUGGAAACUAAAUUAUAUGAAACAGUUGUGCUACCUGAAUUUCCUGAAGACAGUUACCCUGAUGUUCCUGAAAUGGAACCACUUAAAGAGAAGAUUAAAUCUUUCAUCUCCAACUGGAAACCCACAGAAACAGUAAUCGCUGACUCUUUCGUCCCAAUUUUCAAGUUGGAGAUUGUUGGCAAAACUCCAGAGGAACUACUUCAAAAAGCAGUUGAGAUUAUGGAAAAACCUUUCCAAUAUGCUGCAUGGGAGUUAAACGUUGAAGAUUUUGAGGAAGAAACAGACGACUUUCAGGCUGAAGCGGAGGGUUAUGAGGAGCUAGACGAGGAAGAGGAGGAAGAGGAAGAGAAUGAAGAUAGAAUAAAAGAGAAGAAACGGCAUUUGGGAGACACAAAGCACUUUUGUCCAGUAGUUCUCAAAGAAAACUUCGUCCUACAACCAGGCAACACAGAAGAAACAGCUAAAUAUCAAGAUAAGAUCUACUACUUUUCAAGUCCUGAGGCUAAGGAAAAAUUUUUGGAGCAUCCCCAGGAGUAUGUGGCUCAUGAAGAACCAUUAAAGGCUCCUCCAUUAAGAAUAUGCCUUCUGGGCCCCCAUGGCUCUGGCAAAACUGUCUGUGGAAGACAAUUAGCAGAAAACUUGGGCAUCUUUCACAUUCAGUUUGAAGAAUUUCUACAAGAAAAACUAAUGCUCAAAACUGAAAAGAAAAUUGGACCUGAAUUUGAAGAAGAUGCUGAGGAAGAACAACUAGUAAGACAAGAAAUUGAAGACCUUGCAAUUCAGGCCAAUGUCACAAUUGAGGAAGAAAAUACAAAGAAGCUGGUACCUCUAGAAAUACAAUUUACAGAAGAAGAAGAAGCAAUGAGACUAAGUCUAAUGGAAAAUGAACCACUGCCUCCUGAGAUUCUUUACACCAUUCUUUCUGAGUGGUGGUUUAAGGAACCAAUACGUUCCACAGGUUUUAUAUUAGAUGGUUUCCCACGCUAUCUUGAUGAAGCCCAGUUUCUGGGGGAACAUGGAUUUUUCCCGGAUGCUGCUGUUUUAAUACAAGUUGAUGAUCAAGAGGUUUCUGAUCGCCUCCUGCCGCCCCAAAUUGAAAAGUGGAAACUGAAACAAAAGAAGAAAUUAGAAAGGAAAAAACUCAUCAAAGAAAUGAAGACAAAAAUCAAGGAUGAUAUGAUUGCUAAAAGAAGGGCUGAACUUGUAGCAGAGAAAGAGAAAAGAAAGAAAGAGGAGAUUGGUAAAGAAGAUGAAGACAGUGAAGAAGAGCCCGAAGAAGAAGAAGAUGAUAUUGACAACAUCCUCGAAGAUGAAUUUCCAAAAGAGGAGGAAGUGAUGAGUGAGGAAGAAGAACAGGAAACGGAUGCCAUUGAACGCCUGAGAGGUGAACUGGGAGAAAAAUUUGAAACAGAUAUUCAUAAUUUACAAACAAUACAGGAGGAAUUUGAGAAGUUUUUGAUACCAGUAAUUCCCAUUAAUGGAGCUCGGAAAAUCCACAUUGUACAGUAUGUGUUAAAUACAAGACUGAAACCACUGGUAGAGAAUCGUGCAAGCAUUUUUGAGAAAUGUUAUCCAAUAUCAUCACACCUUGCCCAGAAAAUGCUCAACUUUACCUAUAAAUAUAUUAGCACAUUUGGCUACUGGGACCCUGUAAAGCUCAGUGAAGGAAAGACAGUCAGGCCAAUUAUAAAUUCAGAGAAUCCAGUUUAUCCUGUAAUCCAUCGUCAGUAUAUUUACUUUUUAUCUACUAAGGAAACUAAAGAAAAAUUUAUGAAGAACCCAAUCAAAUAUAUUCGCCAACCCAAACCUAAGCCUAAUAUGCCCAUUAAGAUCACCAUCGUGGGGCCUCCAAAAUCAGGGAAAACUACAGUUGCCAAAAAAAUUUCAAGUGAAUAUGGCUUAAAACGUUUGUCAGUAGGAGAAGCUUUGCGUUAUAUAUUAAACAACCAACCAGACACAGAGUUGGCACUUAUGUUAAAUUGGCAUCUUCAUAAAGGAAUGACAGUACCUGACAAACUGGCUAUUCAAGCCUUAGAAGUAUGUCUGAUGGAAAGUGCAUGUAAUACUGCAGGUGUUGUCAUUGAUGGAUAUCCUGUAACUAAAUAUCAAAUGAAUAUCUUAGAAGACAGGUCAAUCAUCCCCCUGGUCAUCUUUGAGUUGGAUGUGCCUUCCAAGGAGAUUUUCAAAAGAUUGCUCCUAGAAAAAAAAACGCAACAAAGUUUGCCUUAUCCAUUACACAAUAGCACACAGAUUAUGGCUGUCAAGAACUCAAAAUAUGCUAAAAAUAUUACUGAGAUUAGGCAAUAUUAUCAAAAACAACAUCAGAACUGGCAUGUGAUUGAUGGAUUUCACAGCAAAUGGUGGGUAUGGAAUGAAGUCAGUAAGAUAAUUGAAAUGACGAAUAGAUGCAUGCAGCUAUACCUGGAAAGAAUAAAAGAAGGGAAAGCUUCCUGCAUUGACAAGCUAUGCAUCACACCUCAAGAACUGAUUUCUCGCCUGGACGAGUUCGGACAGUUCUGCCCUGUCAGCCUGGCAGAAUCAUAUGAAUUAGUUGAUUGCUCUGUAACUGAGUCCUUGAAAUUUGCAGCAGAGUUCAGAGGGCAUUAUUAUAAAAUGAGUUCUCAGGAAAAACUGAAUAAAUUUUUGGAGAACCCAGAAUUAUAUGUGCCUCCUUUAGCUCCUUAUCCACUCCCACCUGAUGACAUGAUCCCCAAAAGGCUAACCGUGUCAGAGCUGAAGAAACGAUUCCCUAAAUGUGCUGAGCUCCAGGGCUACUGUCCAGUGACCUAUCAGGAUGGAAAUCAAAGAUAUGAAGCCCUAGUACCUGGUAACAUUAACUAUGCCUUAGAAUAUCGUGAUCAUAUAUAUAUUUGUGAGAGUAGUGAAAAACUUCAGAAAUUUUUGAGGUCACCACUGAAAUACUGGAAUCAGAAGCUUCCACAGAAACUUCCCCCGUUAAAGGACCCGAUACAUCUUACCAGUCUUCCUUUGCCUGGAUAUCUGGAGCAGGGUAUCGCAACUUCUCUAAUUAAAGCAAUGAAUGCAGCAGGAUGCCUAAAGCCAAAAUUUCCCUUCUUAAGUAUAAAGAAAUCUGCACUACUCUAUAUAGCAUUUCAUCUCAAAGCCUUUAAUCCCAAAGGUUCUGAAUAUACAAGAAAAAAGUAUAAGAAGAAGAUGGAGCAGUUCCUAGAGAGAUGUGAACUCAUUACAUACCUGAGUGCCACGAUGACCAGAAAAUACAAGGAACCUCAGUUUAGAGCCAUUGACUUCGAUCAUAAAUUACAGACAUUUCUCUCUCUCAGAAAUAUAGACCCAGUUAAUGAAUAGUUUGCUUGGGUAACUGCAACUAGAAUCUGCAGAGUUAUCUGAAAGGCAUAAAGGGAAAUAGAUUGAAAACCUGGCCCUCU
Molossus molossus (Pallas's mastiff bat) is the source of this 5699-nucleotide messenger RNA. RefSeq names its product adenylate kinase 9 (gene AK9). The record is from RefSeq and is a predicted model, not a curated record. The transcript has 39 exons. Gene Ontology annotation, cellular component: cytoplasm; mitochondrion. Gene Ontology annotation, biological process: nucleobase-containing compound metabolic process. The coding region runs from base 1 to 5619 and encodes 1872 amino acids. Gene Ontology annotation, molecular function: ATP hydrolysis activity; ATP binding; AMP kinase activity. Lineage: Eukaryota; Metazoa; Chordata; Mammalia; Chiroptera; Molossidae.